AUGGCAGACACGUACUUCAGCCUCAACACUGGCGCAAAGAUCCCAGCGGUCGGCCUCGGAACCUGGCAAUCUGAACCAGGUCAGGUCAAGACUGCCGUCGCUCAUGCGCUGAAGAGCGGCUACAGACACAUUGACGCUGCCCUCGUCUAUGGCAACGAGAAAGAGGUUGGAGAGGGUCUCAAGGAAGCCUUCGAUUCCGGCAUCAAGCGUGAGGACGUUUUUGUCACCACCAAGCUCUGGAACACCUAUCACUCCAAGGUCGAGGAAGGAAUUGAUGAGAGUCUGAAGAGACUGGGCCUCGACUAUGUCGACCUCUACCUCAUUCACUGGCCAGUCCACAUGAAUCCUAAUGGCAACCACCCUCUCUUUCCCAAGCACGAGGACGGAUCGCGUGACAUCGAUCAUAAGUGGUCGCAUGUCCAGACCUGGAAGAACCUGGAGCAGCUCCUGAAGACAGGCAAGACUAAGGCUAUUGGUGUCUCGAAUUACAGCGUCAAAUAUCUGAAAGAGCUCCUUGCCGAGGCCUCCAUCGUUCCUGCUGCAAACCAGAUCGAGAACCAUCCUCUGCUCCCCCAGCAAGACAUUUCCGACUUCUGCAAAGAGAAGGGCAUCUUGAUCGAAGCCUACAGUCCGUUGGGCUCCACCGGCAGUCCACUCUUCGAGGAGGAUGUCGUGAAAGAGGUCGCAAAGAAGCAUAAUGUCGGCCAUGGUACGGUUUUGAUCAGCUACCAAAUCAACAAGGGCCAUGUUGUCCUCCCCAAGUCGGUCACGCCAUCGCGCAUCGAGGAGAACCUGAAGACGGUCAAGCUCGACUCUUCUGAUCUGGAAGCAUUAGACAGCAUCCACAAGAAGAAAGGUCUGACGCGGUAUGUCUACCCACCAUUUGGCGUAGACCUCGGUUUCCCCGACAAGUCGUCGUAG
Zasmidium cellare ATCC 36951 is the source of this 921-nucleotide messenger RNA. RefSeq lists its product as uncharacterized. The transcript is spliced from 6 exons. The record is from RefSeq and is a predicted model, not a curated record. Bases 1 to 921 code for a protein of 306 amino acids. NCBI's taxonomy places the organism in Eukaryota, Fungi, Ascomycota, Dothideomycetes, Mycosphaerellales, Mycosphaerellaceae. Gene Ontology annotation, cellular component: cytosol. Gene Ontology annotation, molecular function: aldose reductase (NADPH) activity.